UUUACAAGCCUCUGUAGGAUCACAUAUAGUGCGGUAUAGGAAUCCACAUCAGGUAUUUGUUGUGUUGAACGGAAAAGCGCAACAAAGGCCAUUAAAACACAAUUACGAUCCAUAGACCUCCAUCGAUACAUACUUGCGGAUAACGGGAGAAAGAGCGCAGUCGCUUUCCCCGAAGCAAGGCCUUUAAGAGUGCAUGAUAGAACUCUAAUUCCCUCACAUGAGUAGACUUGUAUAAAGGGAGGGACAAAUGCGUUCCCCUCGAAAUGUAAGAUAUUUUUGGGGUGUUCAUACAGCUCAUCACAAUGGUCAACUUGCUCCAAACCGCGCUCCUGGCUCUCGUCGUCAGUAAUUCUGCGAUAGCCCUACCAAACCCGAUCAGUUAUCCCGUCCCAAAGCCAGACCCAAUUCAUGGAACUUCCAAGUACCAGCGAAGAGGCUUGACGCUCGAGGGGAGAGCUACACGGUUAACCUAUGCCAAUGAGGCGGUUGCGGGCAUUAUAGCUUUACAUCAGUGGUAUGGAGACAAUGGUCUCUGGGAUAACCACUGGUGGAACAGCGCCAAUGUCAUUACCAUGCUUGCCGACUUUCAAGCAUUUUCCCCCGAUCAGGUCAGCGGCUACACAGCCGAUGUCUUCCCAAAGACGUUGGCAAAUGCUCCGUCGUGGGGUGCCUUCACCGGAUUCAUCAACGACUACUAUGAUGAUGAGCUGUGGUGGUGUCUUGCUUGGAUUCAAGUCUUCGAUGUGACGAAGGAGCAGAAGUAUCUUGACAUGGCAUCCUCGAUCUUUGAAGAUGCUAAGAAGGCUUGGGGCCAACCUGCUUGCGGCGGUCUAUAUUGGAAAAAGGGUGACCCGGCUGUCAAUGCGAUCGAGAAUGAGCUCUACCUCACCGCUGCCUCCAAACUUGCAAACCGCAAGCCCAGCUCGCCCUCAGGAGGUUACUACUUCAACGAGGCGAUCAAGGCUUAUGAAUGGUUUUUCAAAUCGGGCAUGAUCAACAGCGAGUUCCUCAUCAAUGAUGGUCUAACUGCAGAUUGUAAAAACAACGGCGCCACGACCUGGUCCUACAACCAGGGUGUCAUUCUUGGUGGCCUUACCGAGCUCACUUGGUCGACCGGCGAUGCUAAAUACACCACCCUUGCAGUCAACAUCGCCACAGCAGCAAUCACGAAACUAACAAACGCGGAUGGCAUCUUAACUGAUGCAUGCGGGACCUGCGGGGGCGAUGGCGGCCAAUUUAAAGGCGUACUUGCCCGCAACGUCCAGUUCAUGUACAACCGCGCCAACGGGCUCUCGGAUGCUACCAAGGCGCAGUUCAAGGCCUUCUUACAGUUGAACGCCGACACGGUGUGGGAGAAAGAUCAACAAGGAAACUUCCUUGGCCCAGUCUGGUCCGGACCAUAUAUCCAGGCUGAUGUAAACUCUCAGAGCUCAGCGUUGGAUCUUCUGGUUGCUGCGGCCGGAGUGUCAUAAGUUACGUUUGCGGCAGAAGUUUCCACUUGUCUCUAGCUGAUGAAUUUUGGAUGGUUGACCUUUGGAAAUACCGAAUGUAAAUAUGGAUCUAAACGAACUUAUGAAUAUAUAGUAAGAGAGCGAUUAAAUUGGGCGUUCUUAGUAUCGCACUGUCCAAUCUCAUAAUGCAUAAUUUGAAU
Pseudogymnoascus verrucosus is the source of this 1651-nucleotide messenger RNA. RefSeq lists its product as uncharacterized. The record is from RefSeq and is a predicted model, not a curated record. Lineage: Eukaryota; Fungi; Ascomycota; Leotiomycetes; Thelebolales; Thelebolaceae. The transcript has 3 exons. Gene Ontology annotation, biological process: carbohydrate metabolic process. Bases 303 to 1472 code for a protein of 389 amino acids.